GUGCCCAUUGGGCUCCUGGUGUUUGGGUUCCAGAAUCACACUGGAUACGGCUUCCCCGGGCUCUGUGCCACCAGUGAAUACAGUCAGUCACCCCUACACGGCUCUCCUGUGAGGAUUUGGUAUGUGAGGAGAGGUGCGAGAUGGUGGAUGGACUACCAGAGUGCGUCCAGGAGACUUUCACCGCCUGUUGGCUCACUGGUGGGCCACACUAUUGCAUUUUUGAUGGAAAAACCUUUGAUUUCAUGGGAACAUGUACCUACACUUUGACCACUAUCUGCAAUCCUGAUCCCACCCUUCCUGCCUUCUCUGUUGAGGUCAAAAAGAAGUAAAAGGACAACUCCAAAGUUUCUCCUAUCAGCUCCAUCACCAUCCAUGUCAACAACAUCACUGUUAACUGCUGUCCAAUCAGAGAAUAGGAUGUUGAGGUGUGUGCCAUUGAGGGGCGUCAUGACGUGCUGUGCCACGCCCUCCAGAUUUAUGCCAAUGACUGUCAAGAGGAAGGGAUCAACAUUUUGGAUUGGAGGACAGCAAUGGGAUGUCCCAGCCAGAAAAUUUUUGCAUUUGAAUGUGAGACGUAAGACUGAAACUGCACGUAAGACUCCACUCACAUGGUGUGUACUACCCCAGAGUUCAAGAACUCCCCCACUGUAUCUGGAGAACAGCUGGCAAAGGAUUUGGAGUCCUGGGAACUCCCACUAGGAGAAGGACAGCUGCUUCAGUAUGUGGAUGACCUCUUAAAAGCCACCCGGACCCAGGAGGCUUGUGUGGAUCGGACGUCUUUUGCAGAGAAGACUUUGGAACCACAGUGGGAAGGACCAUGCCAGGCACUCCUCCCUACCUUCACAGCAGUCAAGAUCAAAGAACAGAGGGCUUGGAUCCAUCACUCCCAAGUGAAGAAGGCUUCUGAAGAAAUUUAGAAGUUGUGCUUGCAAUGGGAAAAGAAGAAACUAGUAAAUAGCUCCAAAGAAACACAAACAAUUGCAACCAGAAACUUAUUCCAAGUCACGAAGGGAGGAAAUUGGAGUUCUCCCAGAAGUCAUUUGUAUUGUCAUCGAUAGAAAAGGUCAAAAGAUCAGGAUUGAUGAGCAGUUGGUCAAUCUCCCGUAUCACUACAGUGAAAGAAAGAUUGUUGUCUAUAAUAAUGGGCAGGACGCAGUGGUAGAGACCAAUUUUGGCCUCGUUGUCACCUAUGACUGGCACAACUGCGUUACCACCAUGGUGCCCAGUGGCUUCGCCAACGCCCUGUGUGGACUCUGUGAGAACUACAAUGGUGCUGCCAGCGACGACAUGAUGAUGAGGAACAACCAUGUGACAUCAGACCCAGAUGCCUUGGAGCAGCUGGAAAGUCAUGGAUGUCCCAGGAUGUGAUUAGUGUUUCAAAGGGAUGUGUCCAAUCAUUGCCUCCUAUGCCACCACAUGCCAGGCUGCUGGUGUGUCCAUCGGAAGGUGGAAGACAGAUAAUUUCUGCUAUAUUCCCUGUCCUUCCAAGGACUCCUAUGAGCUCUGCUCCCACACCUGCCAGCACACCUGUGGUGCUGACUCUGCCACAUGCCCAGGGCGGUGCCGCAAGGACGGCUUCAUGCUCAGUGGUGAUGAGUGCGACCCAUGUCCCACUGUGGCUGCAGUCACCAUGGAGUCUACUACAAAGAGGGGGAGACUUUCUACCCCACAGAGCAGGAGAUGUGCCAGUGCCCCUCUGGUGGCACUGUGGAGUGCCAAAAUACUUCCUGUCCUGAUGGUGGCCCAGGGAAGGUCAUUGAUGGUGUCUUCCAAUGUCCCUUGGAGAUGUCCAGCACCUGUGUGGCCACAGGUGACCGCACCUAUGUCACCUUUGAUGGGAUGGCCUUCAACAUGACUGGUACUUGCUCCUAUGUCAUCACCCAGACCUGCACAGGUGACAGCAUGACAUCAUUUAUUGUCACAAUCCAGAAGGAGGCAUGGCAGAAGAGGAAGGUCUCCAGGAUCCAAGCAUUGUCUGUGGAAGUAUAUGGGGUCACCUUGACCUUGAAACAAGGAAAAAGGAUAGAUGUCAUGGUGGAUUCCAUCUCCCACCACCUCCCCACCAUCGUGAGCGAGGGACAGGUCCAGGUCUACCCACAUGGGACAGGUGUCCUGCUCCGCCCUGACUUAAGCCUCAUUGUCCACUAUGAUCUCGUCCAGCUUGUGAUGGUCACAGUCCCCCAGACUUACAUGGGGCACCUGUGUGACCUCUGUGGCAGCUACAAUGGCCAACAUAAUGAUGAUUUCCAGCUCUCCAGUGGCCAACUGGCUCCAGAUGCAACAGCCUUUGGAUCCGCAUGGAAAACAACACCUGCACUUGUCCCACCUGCACAGAGGAGAAAGUGGCAGUCCUCCAAAAACCCCACUACUGUAGAGUCCGAAGGUCCCUUUGGCUCCGGCCAUCGCAUCAUUGAACCCAUCCCGUAUUCCCAAUCCUGCAUCCAUGACCUCUGUAUGAUGGGAGGAGACAGGCAUGUCCCAUGUCAGAGUAUGCAGAGCUAUGUCACUGCAUGCCAAGAUGCUGGAGUCACCGUGGGGGCUUGGAGGACACCAUCCUUCUGCUACUCCUGCAAGUCCCUGCACUGUCGCCCCAAGGAGCGCUGCUGGCCCCACAAUGCCCAAUCCCACUGCAUCCCGACCCUUGUUGCCAUGUGCUGGACAUGGGGUGACCCACACUUCCGCACCUUCUAUGGCCUUAACUUUGACUUCCAAAGAACCUGCACCUACACCAUAGCCGAAUCCCACAGGAAUGGCCCUGGGCUGGUGCCCUUCAGGAUUGAGGCCAAGAACGACAUCCGUGGUGGGAUCCAAUCUGUGUCCUAUGUCUCCUUGGUCCGUGUUGACGUCUAUGGACAACGCAUCUCCUUUCGCCAGAAUGAAGACAGAAGAGUCUGGGUAAAUGGUGGAUCUUCCCUUCACCCACAACCAGCAGCUCCAGGUGUCCCUCCAUGGCUUCAUCACCCUGACAUGGGUGUCACUGUCACAUUUGACUGCACCUUCGAUGGGCACCUGGGGAAUUCUGGGGAGUCCUGCACCCUCCUGCUGCUGGAAUUGGAGAGGGGUGAGCCUGAAGAAGAGCUGGAGCCUAUUACGGUGGCUUUGGAGCAGGAGGACACAAAGGUGCAGUGGGUGAUGGUGAUGGCACAAGGGGUGACCAUGGUGAUGGACAGGGGACAGCAGUGGGAGGUGACGUGGAUGGUCCAGGGGGCCCCCAAAAUCCUCUACGACGGCAACACAUAUGUGGUGCUGACGCUGCCCCCUGCAUCCUACCGCCCCCGGGGCCUCUGCGGCAACUUCAACGGGGACCCCAAUGAUGACGACCCCGACGGGGAGGCUCUAGCUGCUCCCCGGCUCAGGAGCAGCAUUGCGCGGUGA
Messenger RNA from Catharus ustulatus (Swainson's thrush), 3375 nucleotides. Its product is annotated as zonadhesin-like. NCBI's taxonomy places the organism in Eukaryota, Metazoa, Chordata, Aves, Passeriformes, Turdidae. The record is from RefSeq and is a predicted model, not a curated record. The transcript has 16 exons. Gene Ontology annotation, cellular component: extracellular matrix. Bases 1606 to 3375 code for a protein of 589 amino acids.